AUGGAAGAGGAUUAUCAAAUAAUUAACAAUGUUGUGGAAUUAAACUUGACUAAUAUGUUGUUGAAGGACUUGAAUGAACUAUUAAACCUGCACGGUAAAAAAAUUGAAGAUUAUGAUCUCCCAUCUUUACCCCCUAAUACAAUAGACAGAGAUGCAAUUCCUAGUAUCAUACAAGAGGAGUUAGCGGUCGAUAUCCCCAAUCAAGAUAUUGAAUAUGUUGCUAAGUUAAAUAAUGAUCAAAUGAUUGCAUUCAAAACCAUUAUGAAUGUAAUUGCUCAAAAACACACAACUGCAUCAUCUGGUAUAGCUAGGACAUUGUUACCCGGUGGUAGGACUGCACACUCUCGAUUUAAGAUACCUAUUGAUAUACAACCGAGUUCCAUUUAUGGUAUUCAAAAGCAAAAAGAUAUUGCAAAUCUCAUUAGAGUUGCUACCGCAAUAAUUUGGGAUGAAACACCAAUGACAAACAAAAAUUAUUUGGAAGCCUUAGAUCGAUCAUUACAAGACAUUUGUAGCAAUAAUGCGCAAUUUGGUGGAAAAGUUCUGAUCAUGGGGGGAGAUUUUUGUCAAGUUCUUCCUGUUUUAAGAAAAGGUACUAAGGCACAAAUGAUUUCAGCGUGUAUUAUUCAGUCUCAUUUAUGGAAUCAUACCAAGAUUUUGCAUUUGCGUCAAAAUAUGCGAUUAUUGCAUGAUCAAGAGUUUGCAGAAUUUCUUAUUCGCAUUGGUGAUGGUGUUGAACCUACCAAACCAGAUGACAGGGUGCACCAUUGA
Molecule: messenger RNA, 771 nt
Organism: Lathyrus oleraceus (garden pea)
Lineage: Eukaryota; Viridiplantae; Streptophyta; Magnoliopsida; Fabales; Fabaceae
Product: ATP-dependent DNA helicase PIF1-like
Exons: 2
Coding region: 1-771 (256 amino acids)
Biological process (GO): telomere maintenance; DNA repair
Molecular function (GO): DNA helicase activity
Source: RefSeq, a predicted model, not a curated record